This is a messenger RNA of Bombyx mandarina (wild silkworm), 1802 nucleotides long. RefSeq names its product nonsense-mediated mRNA decay factor SMG9. Lineage: Eukaryota; Metazoa; Arthropoda; Insecta; Lepidoptera; Bombycidae. The record is from RefSeq and is a predicted model, not a curated record. Gene Ontology annotation, biological process: nuclear-transcribed mRNA catabolic process, nonsense-mediated decay.
UGCAAGAAUCGCAAGAGGACAAAACGAAAAUAAACCUGAUGAUUGAUGAUAGCAAGUAAUAGUGUUCUGUGGAUGAUAGAUAGAUAAACUGAGGAGAUAGUCCUGUUUUAAUAUUGAUUGUUGUUUAUUUGCAAGUAACAUUUAAAAAAGAAGUAAAGUACCUAAUUGAAUAGAUAUGGCCGAUAAAAAGAAAAAACCUUUCCUACCCAAGGAGCCCACAACUCCAAGACGGCCAGUAAUUUUAAAAUCAGAACGUGAUAAUUCAAAUAAAGAGGCAACAAAAGAGAAAGAAAAAGAAAAACAACCCACCAUAAUUUUAAAAACUCGGGAACAAAGUACUCCCAAAGAUGAAAUACCUCAAAGCCCUAAAAUUUCUAAAACAUCAAACCUUGAAGCGGAAGGGCCUCAUCCAUCUAAAAUAGUUCAGAAUGAAAAUAAAGAGAAAAAGACGAUAGAACAAAAAGUUAGUCCUCCCUUAAAACCAAUGCUGGAGCCAGUGAAACUAUUGGACAAACAUUUUGUAUUUAAUUCAGGAGCCUUGGAGUUCCUGCAUGACUCAAGUACAAACUAUUUAGUUGUUGGAAUCAUAGGAACUCAAGGUGUUGGUAAAUCAACAAUACUCAAUCUGAUAGCACAAAACAAAUUUGACCAAAACCUAUGUAGUGAAAUUCUAAAUUCCCAUGAGGCACCAGAGGGUGUAUAUGAAACAAAUGUAAUGGCUAAUAUUGAAAAUCAAUCAGAUAAUCUUGAUUUAAUACAGCCACAAGAACCGAAAAUCGAUAAGAAUACACUUUCAAAGUUUAAAAUACAAGAUAUUGAACAAAUUGAAAGAGGCGUUCACUGUACCAAAGGUAUCGAUAUGUACAUAACAAACGAUCGUGUGAUUCUUCUGGAUUGUCAAGCUCUUUGGUCACCAUCUUUAAUAGAAGACAGCAUGCCUCCUAUAAAAUCGAAAAGUUCUAAUGAAAUCACAGUAGAAUGUCUUCAGAUAGCUUCAUUCCUAAUGGCUAUAUGUCAUGUGCUUAUUGCAGUCCAGGAUUGGUUUACAGAUUAUAAUUUUAUUAGAUACAUUCAAACAGCGGAGAUGUUAAAGCCUUCACUAUCGGCUUCAAAUACUAUUUCGAACCAAGAAGGUUCAGAAUCGACGGCCAUUGGUGAGAACCAGCCCCACUUGCUGCUUCUACAUAACAGAUGUCAGCUAGAAGAUUAUACACCCGAAUCCAUUAAAAUUAUGCAAGAUCUUUACAGAAAGGCGUUCCAAAAGUCGUCACUGCAGCUAAACUCUGGAAUGUACAUGUACAGCGAUACGAAUCGAAACGGAUUGAAUGUAGAUAGCGUAUGCAAGAGCUACAACGUGGAAACGUGCGGUUCACCCAUAAAUAUGUUCCUACUGCCCGAAGUAUACGAGGAUUAUGAUAACGUAGACAUUUAUCGCGGGCAUCCACCUUUCGAGCAGCUCGCAAAACGACUGCGCUGGAUGGUGCUCGGAGUCAACAGGCAUCAGAUCACAAACGUUCCCAACUUAUCGGAACGAGGAUGGCUCCAGUACUGCAGCAAAGCUUGGGAAACAAUAAGAAAGUGCACUUUCUUCAUGGAAUACGAGAGGUUCUUACCGUAUUAAUCGUUGAGCGUCAUCGAAGGAAUUAGUCUACUCAAUAUCAGCUCGGUGAUAACACGCAGGUGUUCGAGACGAAUGAUAAACGGCGAUUAGUAAGCGGCAAGAUAUUUAUUCACGAUUCGUAUAUAAACAAUUGAUGAUUUUAGCUUCAAUAAACAAUUUUAUGGACGAUGCUACACGUAUU